CGUCUCCCUCUCUUUCUAAUCAACCACUAUCCAGGCCACCUCCCCCCUGGACCAAGCAACAAACCCCCUCCCUUGACUGUGGUAUCCUCUGCUAACAGCAAGGCUAACCGAACCACCGCUACCGUAACCCCCUUCAGCCAAUCAGCCAGCACCGUCACAGUGACCAGCGGCAACGGCGGUGCAGGCACCAACCAGGCCUUGGCCGCUACCCGCACCUCCAGCUUCGCCGCCGCCCUGCGUAAACUGGCCAAGCAGGCCAAUGACAAUGGCCCAGAUGAGAUCUCACCUAGAACGUCACCUGCCAGUACAACACGUAGCUCCGCCUCCACCCCGUCCAAGUACCACCUAGGACCUUCGCCCCUCGUGGUCCCUACCUCAAGCCCUCCAGUGGUUACCAUUGCCCCCACCCACACCACCAGUUCUGCCCUGGAUUCCAGAAGGGAGCUUGAAAGAAGAAGCCAGAGCAACUCUGUAGAUCGUAGCCUCGGUCGUUCGCUGUCAGGAGAGGGUGCGUCUUCUAUCUGGAGAGGAAAAGAAAGCCCCAGUCUAGGUCUAGGUCCAAGGAGACCUCUAGCCCAACUACCGAGCAAGUCGGAGGAGAUGGCAGGGAGGGGUUUCCAGCCAUACCGUGCCGGCGAAGACCCCAUCCGACCCCCGACAGCCACGCCCCACCCUCUGGCAUCCUACGACCCCGCUGCCAUGGCUCAGAUCUCCUCGUAUCCAUUCCAUCCUGCGUUCCUGACACCAGCAAACCUUCAGUAUCCAGCUUUCAGACCUGAAGAGCAUUUUGAGCGGUAUGCUUCCUACCCCGGUCUGCGGCCUCCGUUCCUCCCCCUGGGGUCACCCCACGCACCCCUGUUCCCCCAUCCAGCCAUCAGCCCCCUCUUCACAGGGCUACGCUACCCAGCGGACCUUCAAGCUGCUAUGCAGAUGCCUCACCUCUCGCCCGGUGCUAUGUCAUUUGGGGGACUCGGUAACCCCAUCACUGCGGCAGAAAGAGAAAAGGUGCUACAGGAGCAACAACGAGAGAGGGAACGAGAGCGACGGGCGGAGGAGUUGAGGUUGGAGCAGAGCCGAGAGAGGAGUAGAAGCGAACGGGAUUCAGGGUCUCUUCAUCAUGACAGGGGUAGAGCUGAUGAGAGGAGGUACUCCAGCAGUCCAGCAAGAGAUUCCUCAGGUUCCCGACGACCCCAGUCGCAUUCCUCGGUGGGGUCCAGCAAACACUCUCCCCAGGACCAAGGCCCCCUACCCCUCCUGAAGAAGGCUGACAGGGAGGACAGGUGGAGUGACAAACACCGUCAUACACCCCGUAGUGGACGGGAGGACCAUCACCACAAUCAGGAAUCCCCUACCAAUUACUCCCAGCACAGAGAUAUACCUUCCCAUGAUGCUACCCGUUACCUGUCAGACAGGGAGCGCAAAGCUCACCACGAGAGGGAGCUAUUACUACAACAAGAUAGGAAGAUUGCUGAAAGGCAUGAAGCUGAACACAGGGAGAGACAGAGAGAAGAGCAUUCCAGUCACCAUCCACCUCCCUUGACCUCUCUACAUGGGUCAUCCCACUUAUCAGCGCAUGUAUCAUCCCAUGGAUCGACCCAUGGAUCGACCCACGGGUCAACCCACGGUUCAACCCACAGUUCAUCUCAUGGAUCAUCCCACGGGUCAUCCGCCCAUGGCUUGCCACACCCCACCACCCACGAGGGUCACAACAAGCACAGUGCUUACAACAAUCAUAGAACAGUGGAUUAUGAACGCUUGCCCCCGUCAAGAACGUUACAUAACGAUAGCAAACAUGUGGAACGGAUCCCCAGCGAUCACAGACGGUUACAGCAAACACAUAGUGCCAGCAGUGGUAGCAGCAGCAACAGUAAUAGCAAAUCAGGUAGCCAUGUACCUCUUAAUUCAAAUGUGGAGGACAAAGACCCGUUGCGCCAUGCACAGACUCUCCUGAAGAACCAGACGCAGUUGGGACCGUAUGACUUAAGCCACCCGCACGCCGAGUUCACCCGACAUUUCCACGAGUUCUACCGCAAUCAGCAUAUACGGGACGCCCUCCCGAGUCACAUGAACCGUUCGAACUCUGAGCCGGCCAUCAGUAAGCUGGAUCUGGAGGAGAAAAGGAAGGGUGAGGAGAGGCGUAAUGGCGUCUAUGCCUCGAGUGAGAGCGAAUCGGACAGUGAGGAGGAGCUGGAAGAUAAGCGGGAGCGGUAUCGUAGACGGAUGAUGCGCAUCAUCAAACGUUCUAGACUGAAGAUGGAAAGCAAUGAGAAGAAGUUUGGAUUCCUCAAUACCAUGGGAUUGAUUACACAUAAAGACAGGAGAGAAGUGCGACGAGAGCAGAGGCGGAAGAGGAGGCGGAUCUAUGGGGAGGACCUGCCCCCUGCCAAGGUAUCCAAGGUGGCACCUCAGCCCCCUAUCUUACCCCCUGCUGCACCCCUUACCCAGGAUGACUUUCAGAAGGAGCUCAAUUACCCUCACAAGUGCCGCUUUCUUCGUAUCUUUGGUCUCGACACUCUCACGCAGGAAAAGAGACAAGCCAUGGCCAAUGCUAAGAAAGCUGUAGAAGCCGAUAGAGAAAGGAAGAUGAGAAGAGACACAAAAGAUGGUGAUGCACCACAGCCUAACAGUGCCGACGCCCACAGCCCAGCAAUGGAUGCAGUGCUCCAACAGCGGUUGCAGGAGGGCAAAGAGGGUUCCCCUUACAUCAACUCUCACCCUGGUCUACAGACCCCACUCAACCACCUCCAGAUCGACGACAAAUCGUCCACCGCACCUGUACCUCCAGGAACAGUCCCGGGUUCCACUGCUGGAGCAGCGCCCCAAACAACCAAUCACAAUGCACAUUCCCCGAGCACCGAGGACUCCUCGACAUCAUCAACACACGGGACCGCCUCUAAUAACAACCAACAGCUACUGAAAACGGCUCCUCCGGUAGGUGGUGGUAGCAUGUUACCGACGAAGGCCGUAGAUGGUGUGCAGCUGAAGAAGGAAAUCAAGCAAGAGGUUAUGAAUGGAGAACUGGCUAGCUACCGUCGGAGGUCGGAUGCUACAUCAUCUUCAUCGUCGUCGUCGUCAUCAACGUCGGAAACUGUGCUGAAGCAGCCGUCACCAUUCACCAUCUCGUCAUUCCUCAACACCUCGAGGCAUAAUUCAACCCCCAUCUCAGAUGGUUUUGCUCAGGAGUUCCAUCAAUCGGUGCUGAGAUCUACUCAGGAGAAACUCAAUCAAAAGAAAGGUGCAAGUUCAAACUCGUCUCACAACGAUUCAGCAGCUAAACGUGACUAUCACACCAUUCCACCAACGUCAUCAUCAUCCUCCUCCUCCUCAUCAUCAUCGUCAACAACCUCAAGCAGGCAUCACCUCCAUCAUCAUCACCACCAUCAGCCUUCACCCACGCCAUCAUCAUCCUCCUUGUCCUCAUCGAUGUUGCCAUCUGUUCCAUCAACACAGCAUAAUAGCAGACACAAGCCCAUGAUGAUGAAUAAUCGUCUCUACUCCUGGCCUGGAUGGGAGGUUGUCUCAGAGUCGUACCAUAGAUACUUGGCAGAGCAAAGAUCUGAGCAAUCAGUGCUCCUUGAACAUUUAACUGGCCUUACACAUCACAAUGCAGAACUCAAUGGCAAUGCUGAAUUACUUGCAAGGAGGAAAAAUGAGCUUACAGAGCGCAUGUACGAGAUGCAGCGAGAAUACGAGAAUUACAUGCGAGAAAUGCACCUACUCAGGCAGAGAACAAUGGACCUAGAUAAGGCUACUAAAUGACCUUUGCCCCUUGUACGAUGACUGGCUGACCUAGCGGCAGUGAGAGGGUAUCGCUACCUCUUUCUUCGCAUAACAGUAAUGAGGGUUGAUAGCGAAAGAAAUGAGUGAAAUAAAGCCUUGCUGAGGACGUUUGCAAUCUCAUAUGACGGUGCAUUGAUCCGAGUUGGAUGUAUUUAGUGUGCAGAGAUUCAUAUAUCAGACUUCUGACUGUUCCAUUCCUGCGUUAGCCCGUAGUCUUCGUUCUUCAAUCCAGCAUUGAUUUCUGUAGUUCGUAGCUAGUCGAGAUGAUGGGAGUGAGCUGUAUGAUAUUCGAUGAUACAGCAGACAGGUUGGAUGGGUGCAAGAUUUAAAAUACAGCUCUAUGCACUGGCAAUGUCUGAGGCUUGAGGUGUCAUGAUUGCCUGUAGAUGUGAAAGGUGGACAAGUUAUUGGAUAUGGAGAAGAGCAAACUUCAUCAAGUAAAUGACAAGUUUAGGGAUGCCACAAAUCUGCGAUGCAUAUAUAAGGAUCCGUUGAUGCAUAGAUGAAGAUUUCGUCAUUCAGAAAAGUAUUCUUGCUCAAUCCAUGAAGAAUUCAUGAUACAAUGUACUUUAGGAACAGAAUUUCAGAAGUUUAAUAAUUUUCGUAAUAUUUUCAUGAACUUAUUAACAGAUUAUAUUUGGAGCUGGGGGGUCAGGGAUCGGAUGAUUUGUUUAAAAUCUCUUGUAGGUUUUAUAUUAAUGCAUUAAGGUAAUUGAUAACUCAAAUAAAUCAAGUCAUUACUUAUUCUAUAUCAUGUUAAUUGUGACAACAGAAUUGACAUCUAAAUUUCUAUUUUGGUACUUGAAUGAUCAUGAUAGAACUUUGUGUAUAAUUGAAGUCCAGAGAUAAUUUUUACAGAAAUUGUAAUGUUGCAAAAAACUUGUAUGUUUACUAAAGAUGAUAAAUUCAAUGUAUAAACUGAAUACAUUAAAUAUUUAGCUUUAAAUAAGUGGACCAAGAUCAUUCUAAUUAAAAGUCCGACUCCUUACUGAAAUGAUGAAUUUUCCUUUUUUUUCCAACCCCUAAAGUGCAGCUGUUAAAUUUGUGAAGUUUUUGUAAUUAUUUUUUACCAAACAUGAAUACCGCAGUUAGGUUCUUUGCAUGCCAAAAGAAAAAAUAAAACACAAGAAAAUACCUGCAACUAAAAUGCGUUAAACAUACGUCAGACAAAGUCUGACCUAGAAUUGAUUUUUCCAAUGUUAUUUCCUUUUUAACAGAUAUCAAAUUUAGUUACUUUUUCUCACUUUGGGAAUACUUGUUUCAAAGAAUUUUCUUUCAUUAAAAAUUAAAAGAAAUCAAUUUCAAGAAAAUAAACGCAAAAUGAUUGUGCAGUCGGAAGUAUUGUACAAAUGGAUGUUAAUGUUUGCAGACCUAUGUAAUGAAGUAUCUGCUGUUAAUGAAGUUACUGUGAGCAAUGCACAUAGAGCUGCGUGGUGUAAUUGAAUGGAAGGCCAGAAUCAUCAAACUUUAUAUUUCUAUUUAUUCUGUGACUCGAUAUGCUGUCUUGAAUAUAUUUGUCCGGCUAGCAGGGAUAUUUCUAUUUAUUUUAUUUAUACACUCAAUUAAGUUAUGAUUUGUCUGCAUUAGAUUCUUUGUGUUUUUGGCAGCUUGUCUUUAUAUAGGUUAGCAAUUUCCACGUUAGUUUACCAUUUUUCUUUACACUGAAAUGUUAUUAUUCAGGAUAUAAGUAUUAUUGCUGAUUUAGUGCCUAACACUUACCUUAUCAUUCGAUACACAAUUCUACAAAAUAUUGGACUUCCUGAUCAGUUUUGUAAUUAUUUUUCUUUUAUCAAAUAAGAAGGAAAGGAAUUUGAAAAUAAAAUAUAAAAACAUGGUUGGAUUCCUCCUCCAUGUGCGUUUCUGAAAUCUAUAUAAGAAUAUAUUUUGAUUGAUACAAUUUCUCUUUGGUCUUCUUUCUUUUCCAAAUAAUGAUAAAAAUUUUAUCAAGCUCCAUACUAGAUUCUUCAUGGUAGUGUUACAAAAAGCAUAAUUUUUUACUUUUACUACUUAAAAAUUCCUUACUUAUUAGUGGCGUGGAUUUCGAAGACCCUUUACAAACUUUAUACUAAGUGCUGCUACCUUUUUCAAAGUUAGAACAUUUGUUUAAGGGAAAGAAAGUAUGACUCUACCCUUUUAGUUAAAAAAAAGAAACUUAGGUACGUCUACAUGUCUUGAUUUCAUGCAAGCGUUUUUUUCUAUCUUUCUAAUUGUUAUGUAUCCAACUUCUCUUUUGUCGUCCCUUAGUGUUAUUAUUAAAAUUAAGAAUAUUUUAUAAGAUUUUGAAGCAAAGUGCAAUCAUGUAUCAUACAUUUCACUUCAUGUUCUUAUCUACUAUUAUCCAUUGUUGGAUUUAAAUGUAGUUUUUCUGAGAUGGUAAAAAGAAUCUUUCAUUAUUUAUUUAAAUAUGACACUUCCCCCACCCACAUAGAAUUUUGCACCAACUUUUUUGUUUUUGUAUGUUGAAAUGCACAAUCAGUGCACCUAGUUAAGACUCAUUCAUUUAUUCUUUUAUUAUUUUUAUGCUUUUGGGGGGAGAUUUGCUGUUUGUAAAUUUGUAAAUAUGGCAGUUUUUAUAAUUCAAAGCAUUUUUUGUCAUUGCAUAGUUCCCUCGUGUAUGUGGCAAUAUAUGUAUACACGUGUAUAGAUAUGUACAUUUGCAUAUAUAUAUUGUCAUAUUGGCAGUUUUAUACUUUGGAUUUCAUAUUCAGUAGAUUUUUC
This is a messenger RNA of Lytechinus variegatus (green sea urchin), 6498 nucleotides long. Its product is annotated as genetic suppressor element 1-like. NCBI's taxonomy places the organism in Eukaryota, Metazoa, Echinodermata, Echinoidea, Temnopleuroida, Toxopneustidae. The record is from RefSeq and is a predicted model, not a curated record. Bases 601 to 3759 code for a protein of 1052 amino acids. The transcript has 15 exons.